AUGGACCCUGCAGUGGUCGGGAGCGCUCAAUUUGGUCAGUUGUUCAAGACUCAACUUCCUGGGAACUAUGGCGGGGUAGCCGAGCAAGUGUUCGCAUCCCCGCUUGUAUACACCACCAGUGAUGGCGUUCAAUAUGUCUACAUUGCCACUCAGCAGAACAAUAUCUACAAGAUCAAUGCCAAAACCGGCGCCAUCGUGGCCUCUAGAAACCUUCACAUUCCCUUCCUUACCGCCGAUCUUGACGGCUGUGUCGAUAUCAACCCUCACGUUGGUUCAACAGCCACUGGAGUUAUCGAUCCAAACACCAAUACUUGGUACCUUACUACCAAAACCUACGCAAAUCAAAAUGUGGUUGGUGCUCAGGGUCGACCAAAUGGAAGAUACUAUGUUCAUGCCAUCAGUGUUGACGAUCUCUCUGAAAGAAGCAAUUUCCCAGUUGAUCUUGAAGGUACGGUUGCACGAAAUAAUCCCGCUCGAUCUUUCAAUGGAGGUAUUCAUCAUCAACGACCUGCCCUUUUGCACCAAGGACAAUACAUCUAUGCCGGUUUCGCUUCCCAUUGCGUUCAAUACAACUUCACUGGAUGGAUUAUGGGAUGGGACAAGGAUACCGGAAAGACUGUGGAGAUGUAUGCCACUGAGGGAGCUGGUGUCAAGAACACUGUACCAGGUGCUGGUGUUUGGAUGUCGGGUGGUGGUCUUGCGUCCGAUAAUGCAGGUUCCAUGUUCUUCGCUUCCGGAAACGGUUACGCCUCUCAACUCAACGGUAUUCCAGUCGCUGGACGUCAACCACCUACCUCACUUGAAGAGGCUGCUGUACAUAUGACUAUCAACUCCGAUGGUACCUUGACUCCAGUGGAUUUCUUUAUGCCUUGGGAGAAGACCCAGCUCGAUGGUGCAGACAAAGACCUGGGAACUUCCCCGCUCGAAAUCCUGCCAAGUCAAUUUUCUUGUGGAAAUGUCAAACGGAUUGGUGUUGUAACCGGAAAGAGUGGUAAAACCUACUGGUUGAAUCUUGACGACAUGGGCGGUUAUCAAAAUGGAGCCAACAAGCUAGAUAACGUGCUUCAAGUCUACCAAAAUGAGAACUCAGUCUAUGCUGGUGCUGGUGUUUAUCCUUUGGAAGGUGGUUACAUCUACAUCAACGUCAUUCAGUACCCUACCCAUGUCUUCAAAUUCUCCUGUGACAGCGGUGUUCCCUCAUUUACCAAAGUAGCCGAUUCCCCCGAGAAGAACGCUUAUAUCCUUGGUGUCGGACACGGAACCACUACCUCCUUGAAUGAUCAGGCUGGUACAGGAUUGGUUUGGACCCAAGACGUUGAAGGCGCAAAUCUCCGUAUCUACAAUGCUGUGCCUCAAAAUGGUCAAUUGACCUUGAUCAACUCUUUCAAUAUUCCUGGUACGACUAAAUUCAGUCGACCGGUAUUUGGUGAUGGACGAGCCUACAUGAUCACCACCACUGGCUACUUCUAUGGGUUUGGUUCACCUGUCAAUCUUCCUCUGAACUGUUCUUCGCCAUAUGACUUCGGCACAGUCAACCUCAACAACACUUCUGCGUACAAAACGAUCCAAUGUCAAGCCAGCGUCGACACCCAGGUCACCGGUCUUAGCAUUAGUGGUAACAAAAACUUCGUCAUCGGUAAUUACUCUACUCUUCCGGUAACCGUCUCUAAGGGUAAAACCUUCUCAUUCCAAGCAGCCUUCGCUCCCGGACAGGUCGGAUCUCUAUCCUCAGAUGUAUUGAUCAACACCACUCAAGGUGCCACCACUGGAUACACUACUAGUACGCCUGUCAGAUUGAAGGGUACCGGACAGAGUGUCAAUGCUAUUCUCGGGGUUACGCCAAAUACAGUCAGUUUCGAUGGUGUUAUUACCGGUCAGCAAGUCGGCGGUGUCAGUCAAUCGGUGAUCUUGCUCAAUCAAGGUAAUGCGAACCUUACCAUCACUGGAAUACAGUGUUCUGAUUCCAGCGAAACCGGUCCCUUCACUACCAAGCAGAUUAAUAACGCUUCGGUUGUAUGCGGUCCAUUUACCUUCACCAAAAUCCCCACUACUAUCGCUGGUAACAGCCAAGCCACGGUGAACAUUGCGUUCGAUCCAUCGACUUCCGGAAGUUAUGCUACGUUUUUGAAUGUGCAAUCUACUGGUGGAACCAAGGUGAUUGAUGUUCUGGGCGUGGCUGGUACAUACCCAAGUGCCUUGCUGGAAUUUCAAACUCCUGAUGGAACUGGUUGGGUUACAUACGAUAAUUCAACCGCUUUCACCUUCGGAGAUGUUCUGGAAAACACUUCCAGAAACCUCAAGAUGCGUCUGACCAAUCAAGGAACCAAUAGUUCCACAUCACUAUCAGUCACCGUUUCGAAGCCACCGUUCGGUGUGUCGGGAAUCAUCGGUGCUCAGAACCAGGUUGACCUCGCUGAAGGUACUAUACUCGGACCAGGAGAAAGUGCUACAGCCACUUUAUACUGUUCAGUACCUAAAAGCCAAAUAAACGUCGAUUCCUACUCCGGCUCUGCCCAAUGGACCAUGAACUUGGGUGAUCCCUUGUUCGGUAAACAACAUAUUCAAUUUGCUUGUAAUGCCGUUAGCGAGCAAUCUUUACCUCAAUUCGCCAACGGAACUUCGAAAUACAGGUACCAAGGAUGUUACAAGGAAAACAACCCUGGUCGACAGCUAAAGACCCAGAUUUACGGUUCUUCCUCCAACACCAACGAGAUGUGUGUCAAGGCAUGUUCAGAUGCUGGGUACACCUACGCGGGAACUGAAUAUCUCAGUGAAUGUUGGUGCUCAUCAUACCCACCUACCUUGCAAGUUGACGACGGCAAUUGCAAUUAUGCUUGUGCCGGGAAUGUUAACGAGAUCUGUGGUGGUAACGGAAUCGACCAGGCUGGAUCGUACAUUUCUCUCUUCAUGGAUGUCACUCAGGGUGCAGGUAGUGUACCAAAAGGUCCUUUCACGAACAACGGAACCAACGGAUACACUAGUAUCGGAUGUUACACCGAAGGAACCAAUGGCCGAGCCUUGUCUGUAGGUAAAGGAUUAGGCCAAGCUACCACUGUCGCCAACUGUACUGCGGCAUGUGCAGGAUACACAUACGCCGGUGUGGAAUAUGGUCAAGAAUGUUAUUGUGGUAAUACCCUCGGCGUGGGAUCAGUCUCUGCUCCCUUGACCGAUUGUAACAUGGUAUGCGCUGGUAACGCCAGCGAAUAUUGUGGUGCCGGAAAUAGACUCAACGUAUAUGCCCUCAAUUCCGCAACCACCUCGACGUCCUCUAGUGCAGUGUCAUCAUCGAUCUCGGCCUCAGCCUCAGCCUCAGUCUCCGUUUCUACGUCCACCUCUGCCACUUCAUCCCCUUCAGCUACUCCUACUGGACCUGUCCAACCUCUGACCGUCGGAUCAUACACAUUCGUGGAUUGUCAUACGGAAGCUACCAACUCCCGAGCCCUGACUGGCAAGACCGUCGCAUCCGACGACAUGACUCUUGACAACUGCGCUGCAGCUUGUUCAGGUUUCCUCUACUUCGGUGUCGAAUACGCCAGAGAGUGUUACUGUGGAAACGCUCUUUCCGCUGGAAGUGUUACUACCUUGGACGGGAGAUGCUCGAUGCCUUGUAAGGGUAACGCACUUCAAUACUGCGGUGGUUCGAACGGUCUUUCGCUGUACAUGUUCAGCAACACGACUACUACUUCCACCAGCGCAAGUGCCUCUAGUUCUGCAUCCAGCUCGGUGUCAUCGGCUAUUUCCUCCUCGGCCGCAACUACGUCAAACACCAAUUCUGUGCUCGCCUCAUCUUCGACAAGCAUUGUAGCCUCAUCCAUGGCUUCUUCCAACGCCUCUUCGAUACUUGCUUCUUCCUCCACUAGUAUCGUGGUCUCGUCUUCAAGCUCUGCCACUUCCGCUUCUUCAUCUGCCACGUCAUCUGCCUCUUCAUUUGCCUCAUCAUCUGCCGCUCCUUUGUCAAGUUCGGCAUUACCUUCUUCAUCCAUAAUCGCUUCGUCCUCAGCUGCAGCCUUAUCUGUCGCGUCAUCAUCCUCCGCAGCCCAAUCGUCAGUCUCCAGCUCGGUAACAUCAAGCUCCACAUCGUUUACAUUCAGUAGCUCGUCGUCAAGCAAAGCUGUCUCAAGCUCUGCUUCAUCCGCUGUCAGCUCUGCAGCCGCCUCGAGUUCGGUCGCUCCAUCAUCCUCCGCAUCGAAAUCUGCUUCAUCGACGAGCUCCAUUGUGCCUUCCGCAUCAGCCUCAGCCACGCCGUGGCAAUAUUUGGGAUGUGCCAACGAGACCAAUCCCCGAGCUUUGAGCUUAGCGGCGACCGCUUCAGACACUAUGACUAUCCAGCAAUGUCAGAGCUACUGUCUUUCCAAGAACUACCCUCUGGCUGGUCUCGAAUAUGGACGAGAGUGCUACUGUGGAACCGCCUUACAAUCUUACAGUACUCUCGGUUUCACGGGAUGUAACAUGCCUUGUGCUGGUAGCGCUUCCGAUACAUGUGGUGGUUCUUCCCGAUUGUCCGUAUACAACUACACUUCUUACGUAGCACCUCAAUUGAUCGCUACGGUGGGAACCUAUCAACUUCAAGGGUGUUACUCGGAGCCAAGCAAUGGUCGGGCAUUGUCAGCGUACAGUUUCUCAAACUCUACAGGAAUGACAGCCGAAUGGUGUGUCUCGGGAUGUCAACUGAAAGGAUACGCCUACGCUGGUAUGGAAUACGGCCAAGAAUGUUGGUGUGCCAAUACCCUCAGCACGAGCUCUGCCAAAUUGGCAGACUCAGCUUGUAACAUGCUUUGUCCAGGUAACCAAAGGGAAUAUUGUGGUGCGGGAUCGAAAUUGGCUCUGUACAAAGCGAAUUAA
This is a messenger RNA of Kwoniella botswanensis, 4842 nucleotides long. RefSeq lists its product as uncharacterized. The coding region runs from base 1 to 4842 and encodes 1613 amino acids. The record is from RefSeq and is a predicted model, not a curated record. Gene Ontology annotation, cellular component: plasma membrane. The transcript has a single exon. Lineage: Eukaryota; Fungi; Basidiomycota; Tremellomycetes; Tremellales; Cryptococcaceae.